Molecule: messenger RNA, 1504 nt
Organism: Neoarius graeffei (lesser salmon catfish)
Lineage: Eukaryota; Metazoa; Chordata; Actinopteri; Siluriformes; Ariidae
Gene: tmem54b
Product: transmembrane protein 54b
Exons: 6
Coding region: 134-940 (268 amino acids)
Source: RefSeq, a predicted model, not a curated record
UUCAGCGCUUGUUGAGCUGCUGAACCGGGUUAGGUGUGGAGUCUCAUAUGUACAUUUCCGUUGUUGUGCAGGAAGUUUGUGUAUAACUUUAUACUUAAAGAUGACUUAAAUACCACUGAAGAUACAGGAUAAAAUGCAUCACUCAGGAGUGUUCUGUGCCAGUGGGCAGGAGCCCCGGUCUCUAAUGAAGAUGGGCCUGUGUCUGGUGUUGGUGGGCCAUGUGAAUUUUCUGUUGGCAGCGCUGGUCCAUGGCACAGUGUUGAGGCAUGUCGGCCAUAACAUCCAGACGCUGGAGUACACCCUCCCCAACAUUUUGGCUCUAAUAGCUGGCCUUGUGGGAAUCUUAGUUGGAAUUCUCACUAUAGUCCUUUCUAGAAAUGUGAAGAACCGAGUCCUGAUAUGGUGGGUGUGCGUGAUGAGUGCAGCAGGGGGCGUGCUGGCUGCUGCUUCAGUCGUUGGGCUGCUGGUCGCUUUGGUUUGGACGUUAAUUUACAGCACCAAAGGCCUUCUGCUCCACUGCAAACUACCUGAUGAAAUGAGCUACUUCAGCAUCACUUUUGAGUGUCCCUUUGACCCCACACGCAUUUAUGGUACCACUCUGAUCCUGUGGGUGCCGCUGAUCGUGAUGAGUGUGGUGGAGUUGGCGGUCUCGGGGCGUUGCUGGGUCGUGUCCAUUGCUUUAAUCCGCCGCAAAACAAGAAUUCACUGCGAGACCAGUCCGGUGAAGACCCUCAGAGCAGCUGUGCCCCCAGUGCUCCCCCACAGUGUCCCACCACCCCACCGUUACCAUAGAGACCAUGAGCUAGUAUGUCCCCCUGAACAGCAUGAGCUGCUGCGAGCGUCUCGGCCAUACAGCUCGAGCCGCUCGGCCCAGAACAGAGCAGCCUCAUCAUCUCAAUUCAACAGAGCCUCACUCAACAGGGCCAGCUUCUGGAUCUAAUUAGAAGCCUUUGUAUUACUUUGACCAAACUUGAGUCCUUUUCGAACAGGGCCGAGGAAGGAAACGCAACUGGAGUGCGUGGCUGGGCAAAAGUGGUGCAUUCCAGAAGAGUUUACCGAUGACGUGUGUAGGCCAUGUCUGCUGGUUUGGUUUGAUUUGAUAUGAUAUGAAAAAACACACUUUAAUAGUGCUUUUUCAUGAAGGGAGAAAAAUGCAGGAUGGAGAAACUUAGUCUGGCAUGGUGCCUGGUGUGCAUAUGAGACACGUUGAGGACUAGAACACAUUAACCAAUGGAGUUGGGACAUUUUUGAGAAGUGGGGAUAUUGUAUCUAGUCCUCGUUGUCCAAGAGCUGUUUGAGGGUUAAGAUUAAGUGUUCAGGUUGGGCACUUUGUGAUGGUUAGCAUAAAGAAACAGGGAAUUAAUUACAUCAAUGAGUGUCCCUUUAAAAGGUGUGAGAGUGAGGUUAAAAUGAGUUUGUGUGCUUUUUUUUUUUUAAAUUUAAACAUGUAAAAGAUUAGAUGCUGAACAGAUUUCAGUGUGUGUUUUUUUUUUUUUUUUUUCUU